Penicillium psychrosexuale is the source of this 498-nucleotide messenger RNA. RefSeq lists its product as uncharacterized. The record is from RefSeq and is a predicted model, not a curated record. NCBI's taxonomy places the organism in Eukaryota, Fungi, Ascomycota, Eurotiomycetes, Eurotiales, Aspergillaceae. The transcript has a single exon. Bases 1 to 498 code for a protein of 165 amino acids.
AUGAGGUUUAUCAUCGCUCAGACAGUUUUGGCCGUUACCUUGGCUGCAGUAGCCAGUGGUCUGGCCAUCAAUUCCGAGGCCGCGGAGCCGGCUUGGGUUUGGUCUUCGGCUUCCAAACGCGGGCCUGAAGAAAAUGUAAAGCCCGAAAUUGCGGAGCCGGCCUGGGUUUGGUCUCCUAAGCGUGAUUCCGAGGAGAAUGCAAAGCCCGAGCCAGCCUGGGUCUGUUCUUCUAAGCGUGACGCUGAGGAGAAUGCAAAGCCCGAGCCGGCCUGGGUCUGGUCUUCUAAGCGUGAUGCCGAGGAGAAUGCAAAGCCCGAGCCAGCCUGGGUCUGGUCUUCUAAGCGUGACGCUGAGGAGAAUGCAAAGCCCGAGCCGGCCUGGGUCUGGUCUUCAUCCGCCAAGCGCGAGACUGAAGAGCAAGUAAAGCCCGAGCCGGCUUGGGUUUGGUCUUCUGCUUCCAAGCGUGUAGUUGAAGAGCAUGAGGAGAUUGCAGCAUAA